CACAUGGCUCUCCGGGCGGUCUGGCUCCUGUUCGCGCUGUCCGGUGUCCUGAAUGCGCGCUCCUGCUGCGCUUAUACCUGUCCGGCCAUCUGCCGGUGCACCGCCGACUCGUUUCAGUGCAGCAAAGAGACUCAGCUGGCCUCCCGCACAGGACAAACAUCCGUGCUUCGACUAAGGCUCACUCAUCUGCCCUUGAAAAAAGUUCCCUCUCACGCCUUCAAGGAGUUGUUCAACAUUACAAUAAUUGAGAUCUCCCAGAGCGACUGCAUCACACAUAUACAGACACAUGCCUUCCUCUCCCUCUACAGCCUGGCACAAAUCUCAGUGCAGAAUAUCAACAGCCUGAGAUUUAUUGAAAAAGGCGCCUUCACUGACCUGCCCAAGCUGGAAUAUUUGAGCAUCUCUAACACGGGCAUUGCACACUUCCCAGACUUCACAACCAUCUCUUCCCUGUCGCCAAAUAUUAUCCUAGAAAUGGCAGACAACAUGGAGAUUGACAUCAUUCCUGCCAAUUCCUUCCAGGGUAUCACAGAGGAGUAUGUUGACAUGAACCUGGUUAGAAAUGGCUUAAAGGAAAUAAAAUCGCACGCAUUCAAUGGGACAAAGCUCAACACGCUAGUUUUGAGAGACAACUGGUAUCUCCGUAACAUUCAAGAAGAUGCCUUUAAAGGAGCCACAGGUCCAACUGUUCUGGAUGUUUCCUCCACGGCUCUGAGGUCUCUCCCCCCUAAUGGAUUGAGGCACGUUAAAUUUCUGAAAGCCAGCCAUGCCUAUGCUCUAAAGAGCCUCCCUCCACUGGAAAGUCUGGCUGAACUGCUGGAAGCUGAGCUCACGUACCCGAGCCACUGCUGCGCCUUCCACACAUGGCGGCGGAAACAAAGGGAAAGUGCCUUAAAGAACUUGACAAAGUUUUGCGAUCUGAUGAAUACAGAAAUAGAUCCAACUGCUGAUGACACGAGUCUUAUCAAUGACAUCAACUUUCAGUAUCCAGACCUGGAAUUUGACUGUCUUAGCAACCCUUUUGUCAAAUGCUCCCCAAAGCCAGAUGCUUUUAAUCCUUGUGAGGACCUACUGGGCUUUUCCUUCCUGCGCUGUCUCACCUGGAUCAUUAUGGUUUUCGCUGUGGCCGGUAACCUGGCUGUUUUGGUCAUCCUGCUAAUUGGCCACCAUAAGCUCACAGUCUCCAGAUUCCUCAUGUGUAAUCUGGCCUUCGCCGACCUGUGCAUGGGGCUUUAUCUCAUCCUAAUUGCCUUCAUGGACUACCAUUCCCGUCAUGAGUACUACAAUCAUGCCACAGACUGGCAGACCGGUCCUGGAUGUGGCAUAGCAGGGUUUCUGACUGUGUUUGCCAGCGAGCUAUCCGUAUACACGUUGACUGUGAUUAGCCUUGAACGCUGGCAUACCAUUACCAAUGCCAUGCAUGUCAACAAGAGGCUGCGGAUGCAUCAUGUCACAGCCAUGAUGGUAGGAGGCUGGGCUUUCUCUCUGCUGGUUGCCCUGCUCCCUCUUGUGGGGGUCAGUAGUUACAGCAAAGUGAGCAUCUGUCUGCCCAUGGAUAUCGACACACUCGGCGCUCAGGUUUAUGUGGUGGCUGUGCUCAUUCUCAAUGUUGUUGCUUUCCUGGUGGUUUGUUACUGUUACAUAUGCAUAUAUCUCAGUGUUCACAACCCAGAGCACUCCACACGGCGUGGAGACACCAAGAUUGCCAAGCGCAUGGCUGUGCUCAUUUUCACUGACUUUCUCUGCAUGGCACCGAUCUCUUUCUUCGCUAUCUCUGCAGCCCUGCAUAUGCCCCUCAUAACCGUGUCUCACUCCAAAAUCCUGCUCAUUCUCUUCUACCCUAUCAACUCCCUCUGCAAUCCUUUCUUGUACACCAUCUUCACACAAGCUUUCAGGAAAGAUGUGUGUCUGCUGCUGAGUCGCUGUGGCUACUGCAAUUCCCACGCUGACUUCUACAGGUCACAGACUCUGGGUUCACACCUGACUUGUACCCAGAAAAUGUCCAAAAGAGAACCUCACUCGCUCGGCUUUUAUGCCUAUCACAUCAAGAUGAAGGGCUGCUUUCUAAAUAAGGGAACCACAUGA
Pelmatolapia mariae (spotted tilapia) is the source of this 2085-nucleotide messenger RNA. RefSeq names its product lutropin-choriogonadotropic hormone receptor-like. Gene Ontology annotation, cellular component: plasma membrane. Gene Ontology annotation, molecular function: G protein-coupled peptide receptor activity; thyroid-stimulating hormone receptor activity; luteinizing hormone receptor activity. NCBI's taxonomy places the organism in Eukaryota, Metazoa, Chordata, Actinopteri, Cichliformes, Cichlidae. Gene Ontology annotation, biological process: hormone-mediated signaling pathway; ovulation cycle process; luteinizing hormone signaling pathway. Bases 4 to 2085 code for a protein of 693 amino acids. The record is from RefSeq and is a predicted model, not a curated record. The transcript has 11 exons.